AUGGCGAUCCAGCAACAGGAGGUUAAGCUCUUUAAUCACUGGUCGUUCGACGAUGUCGAGGUUAGUGACAUGUCUCUUGCUGAUUACAUCGCUGUGACUCCUCCAAAACAUGCUACAUACCUUCCUCAAACUGCUGGAAGAUAUUCUGCUAAGAGGUUCCGCAAGGCUCAGUGCCCAAUUAUUGAAAGACUUACCAAUUCUUUGAUGAUGCAUGGCCGGAACAAUGGAAAGAAGCUUAUGGCUGUCUACAUAAUUAAACAUGCUAUGGAAAUUAUUCAUUUGCUUACUGAUGCAAAUCCAAUCCAAAUUGUGGUUGAUGCGAUCAUUAACAGGAUUGCAUGUUAA
Molecule: messenger RNA, 345 nt
Organism: Zingiber officinale
Lineage: Eukaryota; Viridiplantae; Streptophyta; Magnoliopsida; Zingiberales; Zingiberaceae
Product: 40S ribosomal protein S5-like
Exons: 3
Coding region: 1-345 (114 amino acids)
Biological process (GO): translation; ribosomal small subunit assembly
Cellular component (GO): cytosolic small ribosomal subunit; ribosome
Molecular function (GO): structural constituent of ribosome; rRNA binding; mRNA binding
Source: RefSeq, a predicted model, not a curated record